Messenger RNA from Psammomys obesus (fat sand rat), 6336 nucleotides. RefSeq names its product seizure related 6 homolog like (gene Sez6l). Lineage: Eukaryota; Metazoa; Chordata; Mammalia; Rodentia; Muridae. Gene Ontology annotation, cellular component: neuronal cell body; endoplasmic reticulum. The coding region runs from base 607 to 3516 and encodes 969 amino acids. The transcript is spliced from 17 exons. The record is from RefSeq and is a predicted model, not a curated record. Gene Ontology annotation, biological process: synapse maturation.
CCCUCAGGGGCCGGAGAGAGGGCUGCGCCGUAGAGAGAGAGAGCAGACUGCGGGCCGACUGGGCUUGCAAGGGCACACCGGGUGCUCUUCCGCCUCAUCUGACUGCGCCAGCAUCCGCAGAGAGAGAGGGAACCCCAUCCGGGACGCGGCGACAUCACUAACUUCUCAGGGCCAGAGGGCCAGGCUGCCCCGGAACGGCCCUCGGCCGCCUCCUCGCGCUCACUCCUCCUUCGCUCUCUCGCUCGCUCUCUCUCCUGCUCGCUCGCUCGGGCCCCAGCCCCCCGCCCUUCGCUCGCUCGCCGCCCGCGGCUCCUCCUCACUCGUCCGUCGCCCGCGCCCGGUGCAGCUCGGCCAGAACCACCGCGGGCUGCGCGUCCGCCAGGAGCCGCUCGCCCCUACCCUACUGCGCGGAUCCCUCUGCCCGGAUCCUCCCGCACGGAUUCCUCAGUCUGGACCUCGCUCUGGGACCCGGCUGCUCCGAGCCGGAGCCGUUUGCCCAGACCCCUCCCUCUCCCUGGACCGCACUGGCCGAAUCUGCCUGCCGGGAUCCUUCUGCCUAGACCCCGCCACACGGAUCUCUGCUCGGAUCCCAGCUCCGCAGCCACGAUGCCCGUGGCACGGCCGCACGCCGCGGGACCCGACAGGAUCUCUCUGCUUCUGGUUGCCUUGCUCUUGGGGAGCCCCGCGGAAGCUCAGGUGGAAGAUGUUGGUUCAGAGGGAGACAUGCACCCUUCCACGGCCUACCUCCUGCCCUCUGCCUCGCUGGAGAGCCUCCUGGAAGAGGGUGUGACAUCAGCAGCCCCAGGUCCCCUGCCUUCCCAGGAAGCUCUGGAAGGGUCAUUGCCCCCAGCUCUCCUUGAAGAGUCCACCCGCAUCCAGCAUACCCCAGCCCUCAGGAAGGGCCUGCCGUCCCUGAAGCAGCUCAACUCGGCCCGGAGGCAACUGAGGCCCCUGGCUACCCCGACCACUCUGCAGAGACUGGGGUCCCCGGCUUUGGCGGCCUCAGGGGCCUCAGCCGCCACCAAGUCACAUGCUCCCGAGGACCCCGAGGAGCCCACAGCGCCUGCACCGUUGCAGAUAGCACCCUUCACCCCACUGGCGACUACACUCCCGCACAGCCCGCAGCCCGCAGAGGCCCCCGACGAUGACACCAGCCCGGGUAGCUCACUGGACAAGGGUGACAAUGAGCUGACCGGGUCUGCCUCCGAGGAGAGCCAGGAGACCACCACGUCCACCAUCAUCACCACCACUAUCAUCACCACGGAGCAGGCCCCAGCUCUCUGCAGCGUGAGCUUCUCUGACCCAGAGGGAUACAUCGACUCCAGCGAUUUCCCACCACAGCCUGUCAGCAACUUCCUGGAGUGCACCUACAACGUGACGGUCUACACUGGCUACGGAGUGGAACUGCAGGUGAAGAGUGUCAACCUAUCAGAGGCGGAGCUGCUCUCUAUCCGAGGGGUGGAUGGUCCCAGCCUGACAGUCCUGGCCAAUCAGACUCUCCUGGUGGAGGGCCAGGUCAUUCGCAGCCCCACCAACACCAUCUCUGUGUACUUCCGGACCUUCCAGGAUGAUGGCCUAGGGACCUUCCAGCUGCACUACCAGGCUUUCAUGCUGAGCUGCAGCUUUCCCCGCCGGCCCGACGCUGGGGACGUCACAGUGAUGGAUCUGCACGCGGGUGGGGUGGCCCACUUCCACUGCCACCUGGGCUACGAGCUGCAGGGAGCCAAGACUCUGACCUGCAUCAAUGCCUCCAAACCCCACUGGAGCAGCCAGGAGCCCGUCUGCUCAGCCCCGUGUGGAGGAGCGGUGCACAAUGCCACCAUCGGCCGAGUUCUCUCCCCCAGUUACCCUGGAAACGCCAAUGGCAGCCAGCUCUGCGUGUGGACCAUCGAGGCUCCCGAGGGUCAGAAGCUUCACCUGCAUCUUGAAAGGCUGCUGCUUCAUGAGAAGGACAGGAUGAUUGUCUACAGUGGACGAACAAACACGUCGGCCCUCCUGUACGACUCACUCCGAACAGAGAGCGUGCCCUUUGAGGGCCUGCUGAGUGACGGCAGCAGCAUCCGCAUCGAGUUUACCUCCGACCAGGGCCGGGCAGCCUCUGCCUUCAACAUCCGCUUCGAGGCCUUUGAAAAAGGUCAUUGUUAUGAACCCUACAUCCAAAAUGGGAACUUCACCACAUCGGACCCCACCUAUAACAUCGGCACCAUUGUGGAGUUCACCUGUGACCCCGGCCACUCUCUGGAGCAGGGCCCAGCCGUCAUUGAGUGUGUCAAUGUGCGUGACCCAUACUGGAACGACACGGAGCCUCUGUGCAGAGCCAUGUGCGGCGGGGAGCUCUCCGCCGUGGCUGGGGUGGUGCUGUCUCCAAACUGGCCAGAGCCCUAUGCAGAAGGCGAGGACUGCGUGUGGAAGAUCCAUGUCGGAGAGGAGAAGCGGAUCUUCUUGGACAUUCAGUUCCUGAACCUGAGCAACAGCGAUAUCCUGACCAUCUAUGAUGGGGAUGAGGUUGUGCCCCACGUCCUGGGCCAGUACUUUGGCAACAGCAGUCCUCAGAAGCUGUACUCCUCCACACCGGACCUCACCAUUCAGUUCCACUCGGACCCUGCCGGCCUCAUCUUUGGCAAGGGCCAGGGAUUUAUCAUGAACUAUAUAGAGGUGUCACGGAACGACUCCUGCUCAGACUUGCCUGAAAUCCAGAACGGCUGGAAAACCACUUCCCACACGGAACUAGUCAGGGGAGCCCGGAUCACAUACCAAUGCGACCCCGGCUAUGACAUCGUGGGGAGUGACACUCUCACCUGCCAAUGGGACCUGAGUUGGAGCAGUGACCCCCCAUUUUGUGAAAAAAUUAUGUACUGCACCGACCCCGGGGAGGUGGAGCACUCCACCCGCCUCAUCUCGGACCCUGUGCUGCUGGUGGGCACCACCAUCCAGUAUACCUGCAGCCCCGGCUUCGUGCUGGAAGGGAGCUCGCUCCUCACCUGCUACAGCCGCGAGACGGGGACUCCCAUCUGGACGUCGCGCCUGCCCCACUGUGUCUCUGAGGAGUCCCUGGCCUGUGACAACCCGGGGCUGCCUGAGAACGGGUACCAGAUCCUGUACAAGAGGCUGUACCUGCCUGGAGAGUCCCUCACCUUCAUGUGCUACGAGGGCUUCGAGCUCACGGGCGAGGUCACCAUCCGCUGCAUCCUGGGACAGCCGUCCCAUUGGAGCGGGCCCCUGCCCAUCUGUAAAGUUAAUCAAGACAGUUUCGAGCACGCGUUAGAAGUAGCAGAAGCGGCAGCAGAGUCCUCACUGGAAGGUGGGAACAUGGCACUGGCCAUCUUCAUCCCGGUCCUUCUCAUCUCCUUGCUGCUGGGAGGAGCCUACAUCUACGUCACGAGGUGCCGACAAUACUCCAGCCUCCGCCUGCCCCUCAUGUACUCCCACCCCUACAGCCAGAUCACCGUGGAAACUGAGUUUGACAACCCCAUCUACGAGACGGGGGAAACGAGAGAGUACGAAGUCUCCAUCUAACAGGAGCUGCCCUGGAAAGGGGGACGUUAGAGACGGACAUGCAGACGUGAACUGUCAGGACCUCCUCACACAUCCAUCAGAGACCUCGUGUGGCAUUGGGCUGCAGCCCCGCGUGGCUGCCAUCUUUCCUCUACACUUUCCACUCAAAGAUUCACUGUUUCUUUGCUGUACUUACUAUAUUUGAAGUUGAAGGCAUUGAGAUUCGGUGAGUUCGGAACCUAGUGGCUGCAGCCAAAGUCACAUGACAGCCUCCAUUCCCAAGGCAAGCUGAACAGCAAACAGCGGCAGGUAAAGACACAGUGGCGGACAGGUCAAGUUGGAUCAGCGGUGCCACGCUUGGGCCCAGCACCCUGCAUGGUCUUCAGCAACACACCACAGUGUACUCAGAACAGACGGGAGCCCUGGGUUAUCAUGGUGUCCCUUGCAGGGCUGCCUUGCAGUGGAAUUCAGCCUGAGUACUUAAGGCCUGGUUAUUCCCCCCCAAAAACAAAUCUCUGUCCUCUUUUCCAAUUUUAAAAGCUUCCGAAAGGGCUUAGCUCACUUUCUCCCUCCCACGCCCUUCUGAAGUCAGCAGAGAUUUUCUAAACGUUCCCUAGGAUCAAGGCAUGCUCUGAAAGAGGAGGAAACAGCGCCUUUCUGAAAGCCCAAAGGACUGUCAAGGGUGAGGCGCAGGGGUCCUGGGGAAGGGAACCUCAGAAAGGGAUGGAUACCGGGUAAGUUGCCUAUUGGGACCUACCAUAGCUGGGCAUGGUCGUCCUGAGUGGUGAGGGUCAUAAAUCCAUGGGAAGAGUCACGAGGUCUGCUGGGGAGAAAGGGGUAUCCUGACCUGAAAGCCAGGGAUCAGCUCUGAUUCUCCCCUGGGGUUCUAGACUGUCCUGGUCUUUGACAUAGCCAGGAAAGGCAGUCCAUCCGAGUCCAACUCUCCUUGCUCUCACACGCCCCUCAGCAGGGAAGGUGCUGAGAAAGAGGGCCCUCCCUGAGGCUCUGAGUGUCAUCGGGGCCCAAGCAGAGGCCCCGUGGGCAGAGCAGAAUGGAAACCACAGGAUGCUAAGGCUCAAGGUCUAGCCUGAACCUCCGUAAAAACAAAAUGUUUCCAAACAGUCAACCCUCCCAGCCUUCCGCUACCACUUCAUCAGGGUUCUUCGAUGGGCCGUGGCUCUCCAGAAGGCUACUUUCUAAGUGCAAUCAUGAGGAAGGUGCCAAGGCUAGGUGCUGGAGGAAACAGUGGGUAUGAGGGGUGUGAUCACUUGAGGGCCAUGUGGUGACAGGGGACUCUCAGCAGCUCAGGCAUUGGGGCACUUCAACAUGAGGACUUUGUUUUGUGUUCUCCCAUGGUUGUGUUAAACCCCUGGGUUUCAAAGGAGAGAAAUCUCUUUCUGCCUUCUGGGGACAGGGAGAGCCCGUCCUCUCAGCCCUCAUCCUGGCUAGGAUGGAUUUCUCUUCCUUCAGAAAAGUCCCCUGCAUGCAUGUGCCUGAGCACUGUGGCCAGGGUCAUUUCUGGUCACCCAGCCCAUCCACCCACAGAGGAACCAGAGGAGAAACCGAACAGGCUGUGGGGAGCAGGAGACCCUUGGGGAAAGACCAAACUACAAAAUAAUGUGGCCUUUUCUCCAGACGUAGAAGAACCUACUUAAGAUGCUCCCAACCCUGGCCCUGGGCCACCUGCAAACUGUCCAUGCCAUUUGGUCUUUGUCCAUGCUAUGCCCCCGUGAAAGCUAAGCGCCUGCCCUCCACAGCGGCUGAUGUGUGUGGCCCUUCUAACCCUGUUCCUUAAAGCUGGCCAGGUCAUGCCUUGGCUACCAGUGGUGGGGGCGGGGGGGUUAAAAUGUUGAUUUUUUUUUUUUUUAAACAGGAGACCAAUGUCUCGGUUCUGACUUAGUGGUGCAGUCCCUGUAGCCAUGUUUUAAAUGCUGUUCUAGCCUAGAGGUGGACUGUGCGAGCUCACCGUGUACACUGAGUGAAAGGAAAUGCUGGUGUCUAUUUUUUUUUAAAUACCUGACUGUGUAUUUGUAACAUGUAAAGGUUUGGGGGGCGGGGAAACAAUGCUAGCAGCAGUGAAUGUAUACGAGGCGUCUCCUGAUGGUCCCUCCCUGUCUGUUUUUACAAGAUGGAACUUUGAACCCACCGGGAUUAAAUUUUUGUUUCUGUGAACGGGACACACUCGUGAGCCCUCCCACAAGCAGCUCCCCAUUCUGACGUCAGCGGGGAAGCACGUUUCCAAAGAGCAGGCCUCCAGAGCUCGGGUGCAUCCUUCACACUGACUGACUCGAGCUGCACCCGUCAACACACACAGCUCCUUCCUCUCCUGCUCGAAGCUCAUCCACCCCGCUCCCACCCUUCAGCUCCGUUUUUGGUAGACUUGUUUUGCCAGCAUUGUAUUCUGACCUCUUCUGGGAGGCCGUCUUUCCAAAUGCUCGCACCCGAACCUUUGAAGCCAGCUCUUUGGAGAACUCACAAACCUCAGGGGACAACUCUGGAAAUCCACACACAGCCCUGGAGAAAGAGAAAGGUUAAAGCCAGAAUGGCAGCACCGCGGGGACUCCAACGAACCAAUGGGUGGCUUCAGGAAAUGUAGGCAAAACGACCUCUCCUUUGGUCGUGACCUUUCUGUGUCUUUGAUGAGGCCCAGUGAGAUGGCACUCCAGGUCCGGUCUUGUGCGGCCCUCGGCACCCGCAAAGGUAGGCGUCUUCUUGGAUGCUUGCUUUCUCAUUUAUCAUCAAACAAUUAAAAAAAAAAAAAAAGCAGACUUUCUAAGCUAGAAAAAAUGAAAUGAAACCAUUUUCCACUUUGUAUAUAUUGCUGCUAAUAAAACAGAUGUA